Messenger RNA from Symbiodinium necroappetens, 619 nucleotides. The record is from the annotation of a GenBank genome assembly. NCBI's taxonomy places the organism in Eukaryota, Dinophyceae, Suessiales, Symbiodiniaceae.
AUGGUUUUGGAAUUCACCGGCGAUGAUGGGCGCUUGGAAGGGGCCGACGAAUUUUCACGAGACUCAUUCGCCGCCCUACGCAAGGCCUUGGAGAUGGAGCCGCCGCCUACAACGGCACCACCCGAGGAGCGGCAGAGGUUUCGAGCGCUGCUGGAGGAAAUGACCGCUAGGAGACGGCUCUGUCGUCAGCUGUUGAAGAACAUCCAGACAGCGCUGCAGUGCUCGGAAGUCUUGCAGGCUGGCCUCGCCAACAUCUUUCAGGGUCCCAUGAUGGAUGCCUUGAAGGUCGCAGUGAAGGCGCCUGUGAGAGUGGGAUUGUCCCUCUUUGGCACAGCAAUUGACAUCGUGUCGAGCGUCAUCCAAGAUGACCCCUCCAGAGUGCCGCAACUGAUAGAAACGAACGUUCUGCCCGCCGUGAUGGGCGUUCUCAGCAAGGAGACUAUGCGAAGCACGGAGUGCCUUUCCUUCGUGCCCGGCAUCCUGGCCUCGGUCGCCUUGCAUGCCGUGGGUGAAGACUUCAUCCUGGGCCUCGCAUCGAAGCCCAUCCAACUUGUCAUCGACGUCCUGGUGGAUCCCAGCUUUGUGCCGCUUCUCUACUCGCAGCCGGAGCUGGCCUCAG